Molecule: messenger RNA, 2721 nt
Organism: Chroicocephalus ridibundus (black-headed gull)
Lineage: Eukaryota; Metazoa; Chordata; Aves; Charadriiformes; Laridae
Gene: WDR70
Product: WD repeat domain 70
Exons: 18
Coding region: 52-2010 (652 amino acids)
Cellular component (GO): nucleus; site of double-strand break
Molecular function (GO): protein binding
Source: RefSeq, a predicted model, not a curated record
GCCCCGGCCACUUCCUGCCGGCGCCUGUUGUGGUUCCGGGGCAGCCGCAGCAUGGAGCCGGCAGCGGAGGGCGACGCCGAGAUGCUGGGGGGACCCGACCCGGAGCUGGCGGCCACCAUGGGCUUCUCCGGCUUCGGGAAAAAAGCCCGGACUUUCGACCUCGAAGCCAUGUUUGAGCAGACGAGAAGAACUGCAGUGGAGAGGAGCAGGAAGGUCUUGGAGGCUCGUGAAAGAGAGAAGGAAGAGCAGGCUGAAAAAGAGUUUAGAAGUCAAGCCACUGAUCCUUCAGCUUCAGCAUCCAGUGCAACAGGAGCUGGGUCCACGUCAACCCAAAGAGAGACAGUCUGUAGUGAAAGCGAAGAUAGCUCAGAUGAAGAAUUAACUGGUCCUUCCAUGCAAUCUCAGAGUUCUGCUCAAGGUCCAGCUGAGGAUGCUGGUGAUGAUGAUGAAGAUGAUGAAUUCAUUGGGCCACCACUUCCGCCUGGGUUCAAGGAUAGCGAUGACGAUAAUGACAAUGAUGACACUGAGGAGGAAGAUAACAACCCUGUCAAGAAAAUUCCAGAUUCUCAUGAAAUUACACUCCAACAUGGGACAAAAACAGUUUCUGCUUUGGGGUUGGAUCCUUCAGGUGCCCGUUUGAUAACUGGUGGAUAUGACUAUGAUGUUAAAUUUUGGGAUUUUGCUGGAAUGGAUGCCUCUCUCCAAGCUUUUCGGUCACUCCAGCCUUGUGAAUGUCACCAAAUCAAAUCUUUACAAUAUAGCAGCACAGGAGAUGUCAUUCUUGUUGUCUCUGGUAACUCCCAGGCAAAAGUUCUUGACAGAGAUGGCUUCCCAGUAAUGGAAUGCAUAAAAGGAGACCAAUACAUUGUGGAUAUGACAAACACAAAGGGUCACACAGCAAUGCUCAAUUCAGGCUGUUGGCAUCCCAAAAUAAAGGAAGAAUUUUUGACAUGUUCUAAUGAUGGAACUGUCAGGACAUGGGACGUUAACAAUGAAAAAAAGCACAAAAGCGUAUUUAAACCACGAUCAGUUCAAGGUAAACGGGUGAUUCCUACAACUUGCACGUACAGCAGAGAUGGUAAACUUAUUGCAGCUGGCUGUCAAGAUGGGUCCAUCCAGAUCUGGGAUAGGAAUAUGACUGUACACACCAAGUUCCACUGCAGGCAAGCCCAUGCUCCAGGCACCGACACUUCAUGCUUGACAUUUUCCUAUGAUGGUACCGUCCUUGCCAGCCGCGGAGGAGAUGAUACUUUAAAGAUAUGGGAUAUUAGACAAUUUAAAAAGCCUCUUAAUUCAGCAGAAAGACUGCCCAGCUUCUUUCCAAUGACAGAUUGUUGUUUCAGCCCAGAUGAUAAAAUACUUGUCACAGGCACCUCUGUUAAGAAAGGUGGUGGCAGUGGGAAGCUUAUUUUCUUUUAUCGGGAGACAUUCCAGAAGUUAUAUGAGAUAGAAGUUACAGAUGCGAGCGUUGUGCGUUGCCUUUGGCAUCCCAAGCUGAACCAGAUCAUGGUUGGUACAGGAAAUGGUUUGGCCAAAGUGUACUAUGAUCCUGUCAAAAGCCAGAGGGGAGCAAAAUUAUGUGUGGUCAAAACAAAACGAAAAGAAAGACAAGCGGAAACUCUUACACAGGAUUACAUUAUAACACCCCAUGCACUUCCAAUGUUCCGUGAACCACGACAGCGAAGCACCAGGAAACAGCUGGAGAAGGAUAGGCUGGACCCCAUGAAGUCUCACAAACCUGAACCUCCAGUAGCAGGACCAGGUCGUGGUGGGCGUGUUGGAACUCACGGAGGUACCUUGUCAUCAUAUAUAGUCAAGAAUAUUGCACUGGAUAAGACAGAUGAUAGCAACCCUCGAGAGGCUAUUUUACGUCACGCAAAGGAAGCGGAGGAGAAUCCAUACUGGGUUGCUCCGGCAUAUGCUAAAACGCAGCCAAAAACAGUUUUUGCAGAAGUGGAACCAGAAGAUGAUGAAACAGACAAGCCAGAGUGGAAAAAACGUAAAAUUUGAAAAAAUUUGCUUUAAAGAAUAAUUUCAGAGCAUUUGAAACAAGGUGCAGCAUUUAUUUCUUUAUUUUGGAUAGUGCGUCAAAAUUUGAAAGCAAAAAUUACUUCAUUUCAUAAACUUGCUGCAGUCUAAAAAGGGGAUUGUUGUAUUACACUGGAUUGUAAUCCCACAUCUGAAUCUUGUAAUAAGGAAUGAAUUAUAUUGUGCUAAGAACUGCUCUCUAGGUCAGUUAUUUAGCUUUGUGAUUUGAAUGAAAAAUACUUCUUUAUAAAUAGAACUCUAGUGAAUUCAUUAUAUUGCCAAAUGUUUUUUUAAUUACUGCCAACUUUACAAAUGCUGUGUCGUGACAGUGUUCAGUGAUUUGAAGUAUAUAAAUAAAAAAAUAGUUUCUCAGACUCUUUUUAUUUUUUUUCUAGUUAGGAUUUAACAAAUUACCCCCUUUGCUACAAGUGUAACAAAGCUCACACUUUAAUUAAUGUGGUAUAAUACAGUUGAGUUCAUUUGUGUGUUCACACAAGUUCCAAUUUAGUUCAUACUUUUGUGUGAAUUGUAGAAAACAUUGUCUAGUGAGUAUCCUUACUUGAAUGUUGUUCCUUUUAAAUAUGUGUAGUACCUCACAGUAGUAUUUUAUACAGCUUUUAUUUUUCAACUAUGUGAAAUUGGAACAGGCAAUUAUAUAUUCUGGUCUAAUAAAAAUAACAUGCUUACUGCCUA